AUUACAUGUGCACACAUGAUGGUGUUUGGUCAUAGGUUGGACUUGAUGAUCUCAGAGGUCUUUUCCAACCUAACCAAUUCUGUGACUCUCUGAUUCUACAGAACAGCAGCAAAUUCUGGGCCUGGUUCUAAAUCAGGUUCGGUUUGGUCCACUAUGCAGUCCAAAGUUGUUAUGCUGAAGGUAAUCAGGUGACUUGGGCAUUGCCAUAGCCUCUGGGAAAACUGAGGGGUGCUGCUGGUCCGAGUGCUGUCCUGCUGCUGGAGAAAAAUGGCAAUGGAGUCCACAGACAGUUUGGCCUUUGGUGCUUCAGCCAUGGCAUACAGAGAAGCAAGAACAGCGAGGGGGUAGCAGGUCAAUGGCAAGUUGUCCAGGCAGAUCGGGGACCUGGGCAGACCAGGCAUGGAGCAGCAGGGAGCAGUGGUACAUGGGGGAGAGACCAGGAGCAAUACAGGUCAGAAUAGAGGGGUACCAGAGGGGUCUGAGAGAGCCAAGAGGUGACUGAGUGAUCACUUGAGCGCCUCGGGGUGCACAUGCACCAACUGGACUGUGUGGAGAAGUGUGCACAGCAUCUGUCCAUCCUGCCUGAAUCUUGUUAACAUUGUUGAGAACUUCACUUUCAUAAGGUCUAAAAUUCUCUGCAUUUUAAAGAGAGCAGAAGGACUGUCUGGAGUGUAUGGGCUCUUCUUUCCUGGAAUGUAAAGAAAACCUCGGCUCUGCAGCUGGAGUGCAGGGGGCUUCAUUCCUUAGUGAAAGCAGAGAAGGGAAAUGCAGAUGUCACAGCUGGGACAGGAGAUUUAUCUUGGCAAGCGAAGAGGAAAAAUACUUUCAAAAAGAAAAGAGAAAACUCAGAAGAAUCCACUCCCCAUCUUCACUGCCUGCCAGCAUGAACAGAACCUCCAACCUGCAAAGGCCUUUGGUCUCCUGGGCCUGGGCUGCUGCCCAGCUGGAUUAGCUCCUCGCUGCUUUCUCUUUGGAGUGAGACUGUUGUGGUGGGACCAGAGAGGCUGUGAGAACCAGGCUGAUCCUGAAGAGAGACUGUCUCCAAACAACUCAGCUGGAGGUGGGAAAGGAAAAGUCACAGUCAAAAGAUGGAAGCAUGAAAAGGAAAAGGAGGGACAGAUGCAGCCAGGAUGACUAUGGAGAACUGGAUGCAGGGAGAGGAAAUCAUCCCCUCCUCAGCCAUGCACGGUGCCCCUGGGCUACAAGAGUGACACCUUAAGGCAUCCCAUGCACAACCAGGCAGGGGAGAAGGCUUAGUGCCUCAGUCUCUGCUUGGGGCCUCCAGAGGUCUAACACCAGGUCUGGGUGGGGAGAAAUGUAGAGCUUGCAUUUGGAUGUCUGGAUGCUUUAUAUUAGCUCCCAAGAUAACUGUUGUACAACAGGAAAGGGUGUUCGAAUGAGAAGUGCACGCACGCACAUACAGUGUGCUAUUUAGACAACCCUAAGCAUGAGCAUUUUUCAGACAACCUGGAUCACUUCUCUGACAACAUGGAGGAUUUCUCCAAUGACCUCUUCAGCAGUUUCUUUGAUGACCCAGUAUUGGCUGAGAAGAACCCAUUGCUGGACAUGGACCUGGAUCCACCCACUCCAGGCAUCCAGGCAGAGCACAGCUAUUCCCUCAGCGGAGACUCUGCUCCCCAGAGCCCCCUUGUGCCUGUCAAGACUGAAGAUAAUACUAAUGAGCUGGAGAAUGGAGUGUGGUCGCUGGGGCCCAAGCUCUGCUCCAUCAUGGUGAAACAGGAACAGAACCUGGCUCUAGACCUGCCUGAGUCCCAGCUAGCUGCCAGCUCCAUACCAGUGCUGAACCUCAACCCUCUGCAGAGACUGCCAGUCCCCGAGGAGAUUCCCAUAGAAAUGACUCCAGCACCUGUGAUCAAAGCUGAACCCAAAGAGGUGAACCAGUUUCUAAAUGUACCUACAGUAGAUGACCUGGUGCAGAUGCCUCCAACUCCACCCAGCAGCCAUGGCAGUGACAGCGAUGGAUCUCAGAGCCCUCGGUCCCUGCCUCCCUCCAGCCCAGCCCGGCCUGCUGCUCGCUCUUCUACUGCCAUCUCCUCCUCACCUCUCCUCACAGCACCACAUAAAUUGCAAGGAACCUCUGGCCCGCUGCUCUUGACUGAAGAGGAGAAGCGCACCUUGAUUGCCGAGGGUUACCCCAUUCCUACCAAGCUGCCCCUCACCAAAGCAGAGGAGAAAGCACUGAAGAGAGUCAGGAGGAAAAUCAAGAACAAGAUCUCUGCUCAGGAGAGUCGCAGGAAGAAGAAAGAGUAUGUGGAAUGUCUAGAGAAAAAGGUUGAGACAUACACAGCAGAAAACAAUGAACUCUGGAAAAAAGUGGAGACCUUAGAAAAUGCAAACAGGACUCUGCUCCAACAGUUACAGAAGCUGCAGGCUCUGGUAGCUGGGAAAGUCUCCAGACCUUAUAAAAUGGCUUCCACGCAGACUGGGACCUGUCUAAUGGUGCUGGCACUCUGCUUCGUUCUGAUCCUGGGAUCCCUGAUGCCCUGUCUCCCUGAGUUCUCCUCAGCGUCACAGACAGUGAAAGCAACACCAGCACCAGACAUUUACACAACUAGUAAGAUUCAGUCACGGAGCCUUCUUUUCUAUGAUGAGGGUGCUGGCUCCUUAGAAGAGAGCUAUAGCUCCUUCCUAACCCUGGACCAUCCUGAGGGGUGGGAGGCUGAAAAAAGGCAGUCUGAGGAGGGAAGGCCUCAUCUGGCCAGGACACAUGAGACAGCCAAAUAUCUGAGCAAAACACAGCUGGAGGGUCCUGACCAGAACCAAACUGACACAACUCUCACCCACCUCAAAGAGCAAUUCCAUAAGAGGGAGACAAGCUCCAGUGAGACAACUGAAUUCUUGUAGCAGCUGCUGGACCUCAAGGCCUCAUUUGUCAGAUUGCAGGAUUCCCUCCUCACCAAGCAACUGAGGGGACUUGGCAGGAGAGGACACUUGCAUUCAGACACUCAUAAACUGGCCUUGGGUUCAGCUCCUCCCCUUCCCCAUUCUCCCCAUAAGUAAUGAUCUCCCUAAGGGGAGUCACAGGACUGCCAGAACCAGCAAUAGAUGUCUGGAGAAGCCCUGGACGCCCUCUUCUCCUGGCCUUACCUCCUGCUUAAGUGAGCACUAUCCUAUGGAUGUGGGCUCACUUUGAAGUGGAGGGAGAUCAGAGGAAGCACCCAAACUACUCAGCUCACUCCCCAAAGCCUCCAAACCAAGGGGGCUGUCCCCAGCUGUGUACCCCUUGGCUACAUCAGAUGCACCUGAAGGAGAGAGAGAGAGAGAGAGAGAGAGAGAGAGUGUGUGUUGGAUUUACUGUCCUGCCUGGGGAACUAGGAGUGGGUGAUACUGGUGCUAGAGAGAUGGUUCUGGAGAGUUUGAGCUCAUUCCUUGCCCUCAUCAGUUAGUAUAUUUCUGCUUCCAUUGAGAGAAAACCUAGUUCUUCCUUGCUCUAGUUUUCUUUUGAUGGACAUGCCUACAUAACGCCAACUAUCUGCAAAAAUCUGCACACAAAUGGAGUGGGGGAGACAGAUCCCAGACCGAUAAAUCACCAUAAAAAUUAGCCAGCAGCUUCUAGAUAACCAGAGCUCUGAAACAGAGAACAAUUUUCCCCCACAACCCACUUCUCCCCACCCUCAGCACCCCUGCUUUGGCAGGAGUGGCAUUUCUCCAUCUGUUCCCAGCUUGGACCCUACAGUGCAGUGCUAACCAGGUCAGUGGUCUUCUCACUUUCCAUUCUGCAGGCAUUUCAUUUGAGAGUGAGUGAAACACAUUUUCAUAACCUGACCCCCAUCCCAGCUCUCCACCUCCAAUUCAGUUUUAUGCCAAAUAGGGUCUUUCUAGGAACCAGCAAGGAAGGCUCUGCAACCCAUUGGAGGUCUGUCAGAUUAGCCAUCGUUCCCCUCGCAUCCUCUGUGUGCACAACACAAAGUGUUGUGAAAACCACUGAGGACAUACUGGCAUUUCUGGAGACAGAUAUAUCUGUCAGGAAAGAGGUGGCAUGUUGGAAUUGGCCAGGGUAAUGAAAGGCAGUUUUAGACCUUUUCCUUCUAAGUACUUUCACCAAAGGUAGCAAACUCUUGCCAUACCAUCCCUCAGGCCAGACUUGCCAAUUUUGGUGUUGAAGUGACCUCAUCUCAAGCCUAUGCCAUCCUUUUUAGCACCCAGACACCCAUUUCUGAUCCUUCUUCCUCCCCAGCAAAAGCCCUGUAGAAAGGCUCAAGUGUCUCCUUGCUCCAUUCCCUCAGCUGCCAUUUGAUGGAAGGACAAUGUGGGACAUGAGUGUUGGAGAUGUGGGAUGUGGCAGAUUGCCCCAUGUUUUAACAUGUGUCCUUCACUCUGCCAGGGCAUUCUGCAGGCUCCUCUUCCACUUGUUUCUCAUCAAGCACCCUGGACUCACUCUGCACUGCCCCAGCCUCUCCUCUUUCUCCAGUCUGGGAAUGGAGAAGGCCCCCUGGAGAGGAAAGAUGGGAUGGCUCUUGCUCAGUGAAUAGAAGUGAGGGAAGGGCCCUCAUAUCCUUCCUUUCUCCCUUUUGAAACUUGGUUUUAUCUUCCAACACCAUUUAGGAAAAAUUUGGACACAGCUAGCUGCAGCCAUACCUGCAUGGCCAGUGGGGUGAGGAAGAGGAAGGCUUUCAGCAUAGCUCUCCUCAAGGUCACCAGAUACCACUGCAUUUCCCAUCCUCCACCUCCACCCCAGCACAAAGAACCACUGUUGGGUCCAAGCACACCCUCCUCCACCCCAGCACCUCCACUGAGCGUGUCCCCGUGCCUCUCACUCCCACUGUUGUACAGAGACCAAGAGCAGAACUCGUUUGUACAUAAUGAACCUUAUUUUGUAUUAUUGCCGAUCCCUUAAGAUAUUGUAUUUUGGAGACUCUCAGAUCCUAUUUUCAGUAUUGUAUUUUAUUAAGAAUUAGUGCGGGCUUGGCAUCUAUGAACUUCUUUCUUGUAGCAGCUCACUUUCCACUUAUACUCCAGCAGCUGCCUCUUCCCUCCUCUUUGGUUGGUUUUUUUUUUUUGGUUGGUUUUUUUUUGGUUGUUUGUUUUUUUCCAAGCCACCUUUUCUCCUCCUCCUAACACUUGCUCUGCAUUUGCUUUGUGAAGCAAAAUAAAAAUAAAAUAAAAAAUUGCAGCAUCAA
Empidonax traillii (willow flycatcher) is the source of this 5141-nucleotide messenger RNA. RefSeq names its product cAMP responsive element binding protein 3 like 1 (gene CREB3L1). The transcript is spliced from 12 exons. NCBI's taxonomy places the organism in Eukaryota, Metazoa, Chordata, Aves, Passeriformes, Tyrannidae. The record is from RefSeq and is a predicted model, not a curated record. Gene Ontology annotation, biological process: regulation of transcription by RNA polymerase II. Gene Ontology annotation, molecular function: cAMP response element binding; DNA-binding transcription factor activity, RNA polymerase II-specific. The coding region runs from base 1489 to 2865 and encodes 458 amino acids.